GGAGCCAAUACACGCCCCACAGCUUCCGUCAGCAGCCAAUCCGGCGGCGGCGGAGGCGGACCCGCGGCCGCAUUCUCACACUUGGUUUCACUGUGCGCUCGUAAAAACGGCUCCGUCUACUACGAACGCGGCGGUGCAGGUGCUCUGUCUCUUCGGGAGAGAGAAGGAUGCGGAUGGAAGGACGGGGGAGGGAAGGGACGAAGGGAAGCGCCGCGAGGAGCAAGAAGCAGAUAUGAGAAGGGGAUCCGGCGAGAGUCCGUGAGGCUGCAAGGUCGAAUAUGAGAGAUUGGUUGAACGGGGCACUUUGCGUGGUAAUAGCUGGUCGGCAAUAGUACUAUGAUUUGGUAUGUGGCCACUCUGAUAGCAAGUGUAUUCAGCACCAGAGAAACGGCCGCUCAAGGUGCCCACGGCGUGAGAGAGGAGCCCCGGUUUGUGACGGCGCGCGCUGGAGAGAGCGUGAUCCUGGGGUGUGACGUGUCCCCUCCCCUGGAUGGCCAGCAGCCUCCCUAUGUGGUGGAGUGGUUCAAGUUUGGAGUGCCUAUUCCCUUCUUCAUCAACUUCCGCUUCUACCCUCCUCAUGUGGAUCCAGAGUACACAGGGAGAGCCUCUCUGCACGGGAAGGCCUCUUUGCAGAUUGACCCGGUUCGCUCCGAGGACCAGGGCUGGUACGAGUGCAGGGUCCUGAUGCUGGAGCAACAGUAUGACACCUUCCACAACGGCAGCUGGGUGCACCUCACAGUCAACGCGCCGCCUUCAUUUACAUCGACGCCGCCGCAGUAUGUGGAGGCGAAGGAAGGGGGAAGCACCCUGCUUAGCUGCUCUGCACAGGGAAACCCAAAACCAAUGAUCAGCUGGCUGAGAGAGGGGGAGGAGCUAGCAACCAACGCUAAAUAUUCAGUGCACGAUGGCAGUCUAACCGUUCUUGGCAUCACCAGAGAUGACAGAGGGGCGUACACUUGCAGAGCGUACAGCGACCAGGGAGAGGUGCUUCACACGACCCGUCUGCUUGUUCAAGGACCUCCAUACAUCGUCUCACCGCCUGAAAACGUCACAGUAAACAUAUCACAGAAUGCACUCUUCACCUGCCAAGCGGAGGCGUAUCCUGGCAACCUGACCUACACCUGGUUUUGGGAAGAGGACAACGUCUACUUCAAGAAUGAUCUGAAGCUCCGAGUGCGCAUCCUCAUCGACGGCACGCUCAUCAUAUUCCGGGUCAAGCCCGAGGAUGCAGGGAAAUACACCUGCAGUCCGAGCAAUAGCCUCGGCAUCUCGCCCUCGGCUUCAGCCUACCUGACUGUUCAGUACCCAGCCCGAGUGAUCAACAUGCCUCCGGUCAUCUACGUGCCACGGAAACUGCCAGGCAUCAUCCGCUGCCCUGUGGACGCCAACCCACCUGUGACAUCCGUGAAGUGGGAAAAAGACGGCUACCCGCUCCGAGUGGAAAAGUACCCGGGAUGGAGCUUAAUGCCAGAUGGAAGUAUCCGGGUGGCAGAAGCCACAGAGGACUCCCUGGGCACCUACACCUGUGUGCCUUACAACGCCCUGGGUACCAUGGGCAUGUCCCCCCCUGCCACUUUGGUGCUAAAGGAUCCCCCUUAUUUUAACGUAAGGCCUGGGGGGGAGUACCGUCAGGAGGCAGGGAGAGAGCUAGUAAUCCCUUGUGCUGCUUCUGGAGACCCUGACAUACCAACUAUCACCUGGAGAAAGGUGGGAAAGCCGAGCAGGAGCAAGCAUAACAUCCUACCCAGCGGCAGCUUACAGUUCCUCUCCCUCAGCAAGGAGGACCAUGGAGAGUGGGAGUGUGUAGCCACCAAUGUGGUCACAAGCAUCACUGCCAGCACGCGCAUCCUAGUCAUCGGCACCAGCCCGCAUGCUCCUGGCAACAUCCACGUGUUACCCUCUACGACUUCUGCUAAUGUGUCCUGGGAACCAGGUUACGAUGGCGGCUUCGAACAGACUUUCUCUGUGUGGUACGGUCCAGUGUCAAAGAGAACAGACUAUGGUCCUCAUGACUGGCAUUCAAUGCCAGUUUCUGGUGCUCAGACCUGGUUGGUGGUGCCAGGGCUGGAGCCUGGGACGGAGUACCAGUUCAGUGUGUUGGCUCAAAACAAACUGGGCACGGGCCCAUUCAGUGAAGUUGUGACAGUCACCACUGCAGGCACUCCCCUGGGUACCGCUGAACCACUGGUGCUUCUUACUCCACCACGGUGCCUCACAGCCAACCGCACGCAGCACGGUGUCCUCCUCACAUGGCUUCCUCCAGCAAACCACUCCUCACCCAUCGACCGCUACAUCAUGGAAUUCCGCCUCGGGGAGAAGUGGGAAGUUCUGGAUGACUUGAUCCCGUCCACCGAGACCGAACUAAUAGCAAGGGACCUUGUUCAGGAGUCCUGGUAUGAGUUUCGGGUGAUGGCAGUUAUGGAUGAUCUGAUCAGUGAGAGCAGCAACGUAGUGGGAGUAUCCAGCACCGACCCCUUCCCCGCAGCAGAGUUGCCUGAGGAAGGGCUGGCGCGACCUGUCGUGGCAGGUGUCGUGGCAACCAUCUGUUUUCUUGCAGCAGCAGUGCUAUUCAGCACUUUAGCAGCUUGCUUUGUUAAUAAGCAACACCGUCGGAAACUCAAGCGUAAACCAGAUCCUCCCUUGUCGGUGACACACUUCAGGAAAAGCAUUGAGUCACCGUUAUCAUCAGGGAAGAUAAGUCCAGAGAGCUCCCCUCCAUCUCGACCCCGCUCUCUUUCGUCGGAGGGUUCCCACGGUCCAGGCCUCUACGUCAGAAAGCUGCCCAGCCCUCUAAAAGAAAAAGACAAAGAGCUUUCCUUCUACAAGAAAACCAAGCGUGCCAUAGCCAGCAAGAAAUACAGUGUGUCCAAACAUGAGGCUGAGGUCACCACGCCCAUUGAGCUGAUAAGCCGAGGCCCCGAUGGCCGCUUCAUUAUGGAGGCCAGCCCACCUCCCCGCCGAAUCCAGGGCUUCCCCUUCGCAGAGGAGUCUGACUUGUACCCUGAGUUCCGGCAGUCUGAUGAGGAGAAUGAUUUUGACCCCGGGCCUCUGCCACCCAUCAUGCCCACGCUGAGGCCCCAACUCUCCCCAACAUCCUCCAGCCUGGAGUCAACGCAGCCCCCCACCUACAGCCCCCGCCUACACAGACCCAUGGAAGGUAUGAGCUUUGCAGAGGGCAGUGCUCUUCACGCCUCAGGGCAGGCCCCGUCCUCCCGCUACAGGGGCUUCCCCCAGGGCCCGUUCUAUGGCUAUCUAGGCAGUCGUAUUGAAUCAGGGAUUCCACCACCAUUCUACAUGCCUGACAUCAGCCCACGUAGCUCCGCUUUGUCCUCACCCCCAGGCACCGCGGAGGGGCCUUUUGGUUACCCCUCCAUUCCUGAGGAGAGUGGAGAAAUGGAGCACCAUCAGUACACUGCCUCUGGCCAUUCUCUGUCUCACACUCACAGCCCUCCUCCUCGCUCAUCUGAAAGCUGGCAGCCUCAUGAGUUACCAUUCCUGGGUCUUGAAGGCCCCCGGUUCAUAUACCCGCCUCACCAUCCUUUAAAUCAUCAUCCCCAGGACCUCCCUGACCCGCCCCCUUACCCCCCGCACUCUCUUCCCCCUAGUCGCCUACACCUUUCAUCCCUAAAGGAUCCAUCGAGCCCUGGACUCCUGCAGCUGGAGGUCCCUGUGGCUCCACCAGGCAGAGACAGGACUCCAGGGCCUCCGGUUAGGCGUUUAGCUAUGCAACAGGCCCAGAGUCUCGGCCAGCUCAGACACACGGCCCACGGUGUGGGUGUACCAGUGUUGCCUUACCCUGACCCGGCAGCCCGUGCAGGGAGCCCAAGCACAGCCCCCAGCAGUAGCCCUCAGUCCUGGCUCAGCCCGAGGGCAGGGCGCCGGGCAGACCCCAGCCUACCCCCCUUAGUACUCCAACCCUCCCGUCUUUCUCCACUCUCCCAAAGCCCCCUUAGCACCCAGCCGGGUUCCCCAGAUAUUCUAGUGCGGCCCCCUCCACGUCCCAGCAUCCUCCGCACCUCUAGGUCUCUGGAGAUGCCUGAGAUCACCCUGCAGCCCACGGCCACAGUCAGUUUCUCUCGAAGGUCCUCCCUGACCACCUCUCCCACUCAGAGCCAGGGUGCCAAGCAGCCCAGCCCCAGUUACCACAUGUCCUAUGCCUCCACUGCAGCCAGUUACCCUUCCCAAUCCCCAUCUCCUCCUCCAGAAGGCAGGGAUGUUUUUGGGCAGAGGCCAUCCCAGAGAAGGACAGAGGAGGAAAUGCUACCUUCAGAGCCCUCCCAGCUCCAGAUAUCAGCCUCAGGGGAACCUCUAGGUGCGUCUAGCGAUACUGCCGGGUCUGAGAGCUUACCAGCACUACUACACCACUGUAUUACUAAGGCCAAGGGAGUGGCUGCCAACAACAAUAACAACAUAACAUCCACCAGGAGAACAGAUGUGUCUCCCUCUCAGACCCAGCAGAAAUCCCAGACACCCCAAGACGGAAAGGAGCUCAACCUCCACAGAAAGAGUAAAAAGCAAAACAAAAAGAACCCAUACCGCUAUCUGACCUCCUUCCUUCAUCAAAGGCAGUCCGAGGAGGACCAGACAGGCAUUCUGGCCAGUGCAGACUCUGAGGGCCAAAAUUAUGGAACUCUACACUGACCCGCCUGCCCUACCCAAGCCAUUGGACUCGACUCAACUGGCCCCUUCCACAAUGAAACAAAAGGAAAGAUCACCUCAGCUCUCCUUGCUCCCCCGCCGUAACAAACAAAUGUGUUUCUUAUAAUCUCCAGAGGUUUGAUUUGUAUUUGCGGAGCAGGAAAGCUGAAUCCUCUGGGGUUUGAAAUCUAAUCUGAAGACAAGAACAAUGGCAUUUUUUUUCUGAGGAAUUUCACUUGAAAAUGCUCUGAAGAUAUAUAAUGUAAAUAAAUAGUAAAACAAGAGAAUUAAGCUUCCUCUUACAGUAAUAAAAUGUGUUGGUUGAGUAUGUCACAACACGUUAAAGAUUUUUUCACUCACUUAUCAUUGAGGGGAUCAUAUCUUUAGGUUUUUCAGUGAUACGGUGUACUGUUAAGCCUGGUGCGUCCUACAGGGACACGAGUCUACCUUUCCUACAAUACAAAUAGUGUCAGUAUUUAAAACACAGGGUUCUUACCACAAAAUAUACCUCAGAGUAAACGCAGAGUUGCUGUAAUUCUUGUGGUAUACUGUACGUACUUGACCUUUUUACACAUGAAAGGUACGGAUCAAAGGUUUAUAACUCUCACCACUCAUUCGAAUGGAUAAUAUGGCCUGACUUAAUCUUAUUUGGAAGCUAAUAUUUUGUAUUGAUUAUAACUGGCAUUUUCCGUUGGUUUGUGAUCAGAUGCCAACAGUUAGAGGUCUUGAUUUCCGUGCUUGGCAGCAUUUUGUCGCAGCACAGAGUUAGGACCAAGAUCAUAGCCUUCAUGGGAUCUCUUAAGCUAAUUUUGGACUUUCGUGCUCAACAGAAGUCAGACUAAAGAGCGGCGUGACAAACUGAGAAGUGUCUGUAUGUAUGUUUCAUUAUAAAGGAAUUAUUUGAGAAAUACGGCACACUUUGAUGUGCCUUUUUAUUUGAGCCUUUUGUUGAUGUUAUUUUCUGACAUAAACUGCCUUUUUCCUUCGCCUUUUCAUGUUUCUCGCUAUAGCGGAGUGUGAAACUCCGAUACUAUGUGUGCUUUUACUUUCUCUGCCUAGGGCACGUGAAAGAACACACCACUGACGAUGUAUAACUCAUGUUUUUGGUUUAUUUUCAACUGAUUUAAAAGGACAUUGCCAGAAAACUUGUAAAAACGAAGAGUAACAGGUGUUUGGCAAGAGAUCAGAAGCACUGUACAUGCAAAAAAGUGGUACAGUUAUGAGAAAGUGAUUCAUUAAGCAAUGGGGAAUUAAAACAAACAUAUGGCCACCCUGACUGUUUAUCUUUUAAAAUGUAUAUUGCUUGCUAUCUACUUUGCUGUAUGUUUGUUCAUUUUAGACACUAACCGAUAAUGAAUGUAUGUUUUGCUGUACAGGAAAUGAAUGUCCCAAUGUUGCAGUGCAUUGAAUGACCCCCCUCCCCUUAUAAUAAUGCUUAUAAUGCAGCUGUGAUUGGUGAGAUGACCAUUUUGGCACAAUAGGUCCAAAUUACCACACCGGUUCCCAACUAACUUCUUCGAUUAGCUUCAACGACUACAUUGCUAGUACUUUAUUUUUGUUGUUGUUGUUGUUUUGCUGAGGCCAGUUCAGUCACACCAAGACACACGGAACAGAUUUCAAUUUUCCACAUACAAAUCCGAAGUUUUGCGCUAAAUCAAAGGUCUUGCGUUAUCCUCAUGAAUGACUCUAAAGUCUCUUGACAAUUUAGAAAGUGGUGAUUGCUUGAAAGUGAGCAUCAAAGUGCAUAUUCUACUUUAACAAAUUGAUUACAUGUAAGAUAUAGGGAAAUAAUCUAUAUUUGUUAUGUAAUGUACAUGGUGUGUAUUGUAUUUGUAAAGAUAAACCAUGUUUUACAGCGAGACCUUGUACAAGGAUGUAUGAAAAAACAGGGACGGAUCCCAAGUAAAAAGAAAUUAGAUUAUAUAUCAAAGUAUUUGCUUACAAUACGGCUUUAAGUGGAUGUUUUAAAAACAUUUUAAGGUGCCUAAUUUGUCAUACUUUAGCAGACGUUAUUUUACCUGAGAAGAAAAGAAAAGUUAAUGUUAGUACCGUACAGUGUAUUAUCGCCAUAGCCCGCUGGCUGCACAAGUCGAGUAGUAUUUUCUCUGAUGUAUAGUAUGUGGAUGCCCAUUGGGGAAAGCUUUAGAAGCAGAAAUGUGUCGCCCUCUUAUUAUAUUUCUCAAACAAAGUAAUAAUGUAUUUUUGCCCGUUCUUGAGCACACAUGUAGAUUAACGUCAGAUCUCUUUGCCUUCACGUGUCCAAAGCAAAUAAACUGAAGGUUUUUAUUUUUUUUUUUUUUUUUGGUUUCUUUUUUCUAAAAGCAACGGACAUGCUGUAGUCAUGUACAAAACGUGCUGUGGAGGAAAUUGUGUUUACAUUAGUUUGAUGAAAUGAAGUGUGUUAGGGCAUAGUUGCUUUGAACAUUACGACUUGGUGCUAUGUUUAACUUUGUGGUGCUGUAGAAUAGAGGUCUGAAGAUAAUUUUGUUUCUGUUUCAACAAGCCACUUUUUUAUUUGCUUUGGUUUAUUUCUACACCUGUGUUUGAGCAGCUAACCUAGCUAACUGGUUAGCUGCUAGCUUAGCUCCGGUAGACUUGUCUUAAUCAUAACAGUGUGACCACAGUGAUAGACAGUACUGGAACGUAGACAUAUAACCUCGAUUAUUAGACUUGUGACAUUCAGUGAACUCAAAAUGACCUGUUUUCUAUAGUGUGUUUGCAAUGUCUGUCUGUGCUUCCAAGGUACCCUCACUAAAAUAUACUUCUGGUGAUAUUGAAAAUGCUAACCCAGCCUAAAUGGAGAAACAUAGCCUGACUUAGAGUAGUAUUCACCACGGGACAUAUGGGGGAGAGUCUGAGAGCACUGUCAGGUCGGUUUUGGGAUCUUUUUCUACACACUUCCUGUAGCUAACAGAAAUGUUUUUCAAGCACACUACCGCCGGGGCGUUACCGCCCCACAUCACCCCACCAUCCUUUUUUUUUCACAGAGGAAUUCUGGUUAGUACUGUACACUAUAGCCAUGAGUAGUCCACACGUGCAUUUCUUCUACUGUUGGAAAGUAACUGGAACCCUCAUCCAUCCUUCCCGCCGGUUUUUAUAAAACAGACGUCGUCUUCCGGGCUUUUUUCUCACAGUUUGAACCGACACAUGUACAGCGUUUAAGAGGGCUGCUUUGGAACGUACUGUUAGCUAACGUCUUCAGUUCUGGGUUUUUGUUUACUUUUGAGUUUUUUUGUUUGUAUUUUUUAUUCUUACAGCUUUUAGUGCAUCACUAGUUGCUGGUAGGAUGAUACCUACAACAGAUUUGAUUUAUUAUUGUAUUAUUCUUGCAUGUAGAGACAAUACAAAAAAAACAACGCCUAUUUAGCAAUCAUUCAUGACCAUUCGAGCGAGUUGUCAUUGGACAAAAAAAAAAAAGAAGUAUGUUCUAUAAUCUGUUAUUUUUUUUUUGUAUUUUUCAUGUGUACCAGCACUGAAAAAACUAGAAUGUAUUAUUAUCGUAGGCUACAAUAAGCACUACAUCGUUGACUGUUUUAGCUAAAAUGCUCAUACUCAAGCAAACCCAGUAGUGCUGAAAGGAAGAAUAUUUCUCACGUCUCAUUUCACUUCCAUCCACUGAACUCUGUGCUGUACAUCACAUGUUUACAUGUUUCUGUCUUUAAAAGUCUAUCUUUUGUUUUUGCAUACUGUGUCUUCAUGAUGUUCAUAUGUAAAUAUUUCAAACAAAAGACUUUUUUCCACUUUUCUCUUUUUUAAACAAUAACCUGAUUUUCAUGUUUUCUCUUUCUCUCUCUCUUUUGGACUUGUCAUUCUGUCCUGUCAUUGCAUCAGGUAUUUAUGCUUCACAUAACUUUUUGUAAGCAAUUAACUCAUGCUGUAUGGUGCUGUACCAAAGCCUUACGUCAAAUAUUUGUAUUAUUUUUCUCUAGUUUGCCACUGCUGUCCAGUGACUUCUGUACCAUCUGAGAUCAUGUCUUACUCACUUAUCAUGCUCAACUGCCAUGGAUCUUAUUUCUUUUCUUGAAUAAGUGGAAACCUGAACGAACGAUGACAUUAAAAAAUGAAAUCAUGCAAACACAUUCUCUGGCCUGGAUGUACAGCAACAGUCGCCAUCGCCAAGCCUUUAUAAGGGGAAAUGCACAGGCUAAUUCCUGGUGGCUCAUCAUGACAUAGACAUGGGCCUAGCACAUGAUCUAUGCUCUAUCAAUGGCAUGUCUGUGAGAAGAUGAAAGCAGUGCUGUUCUCAUGUCACCAUAUCAUUUCAAAUGCUUAGUCCUAUACAAAAUUUUCCUCUCAAAUUUUUGUAUUUUGAUAUAAUAAAAAACAUCAAAAGAG
Messenger RNA from Nothobranchius furzeri (turquoise killifish), 8973 nucleotides. It is a transcript of the gene igsf9ba, whose product is annotated as immunoglobulin superfamily, member 9Ba. Gene Ontology annotation, biological process: cell-cell adhesion. Lineage: Eukaryota; Metazoa; Chordata; Actinopteri; Cyprinodontiformes; Nothobranchiidae. Gene Ontology annotation, molecular function: protein binding. The record is from RefSeq and is a predicted model, not a curated record.